Molecule: messenger RNA, 1246 nt
Organism: Amblyraja radiata (thorny skate)
Lineage: Eukaryota; Metazoa; Chordata; Chondrichthyes; Rajiformes; Rajidae
Product: CKLF-like MARVEL transmembrane domain-containing protein 5
Exons: 4
Coding region: 133-483 (116 amino acids)
Cellular component (GO): membrane
Source: RefSeq, a predicted model, not a curated record
CAACAGGAGGUGGUCGGGGCUGGCCAAGAAAGAUUUCAGGAAGUGUUUCAGCCCGAACAACCAAAGAUCCUAUAUUCUUUGCGAACAACUGCAGAUUGCCCUGUACAGAACCGCUCUGAAAACAGCAAGAACAUGCCUGACAUAGAGGUCAAUUUCCCAUUUGUGAAAUCCAAACGGAGUGUGCUGAAGAUUCUGGAGAUGGUUGUGGCCUUUGUGGCUUUUGUCUGCUUUGCUGCUUCAUCAUUCUCUGGGGCCUUCCUGGCCGUUCCACUCAUGGAGAUCUUCAUCACGCUGGCCUUCUACCUCCUGUAUCUGCUCAAGCUCGACUCCAAGAUAACCCAGCUCUUCUGGCCGCUGAUGGACUCUGUGAACUCAGCGUUCGCGGGCCCUAUUCCUGCUGGUUAUUUGUAUCGCGGGCCGUUGUCAUCAAGACCACAGCGGGAAUCAUCACCGGCUCGGUCUUUGGGUUCCUCGGAGUCGUAGUCUACGCAGUUGACACAUACGUAAUAUUCAGCCUCAUAACAUUCAACCAAACAAAGCCCACAAGCGUGCCAGCCAGAUAGUCAUGCGUGUCCAGUAACGUGACUCAUCUCCUGAUGGACCUUCAGCCCCUUCCACACCACGCUCAACUCAUCACUGCAUUUCUGAAACUUUCUGUUAUCUUCUCUUGAGCCUCCUUGGAAUUCACGAUGGGCGCGUGAUUUUCCACCUCAACAUGAAGUAAAGCCUCUCAUCGAACGUUGUCAGAAUAACAUUCAUUGAGUUGCAGAGUCAUACAGCAAGGAAACAGGCCCUUCGCCCCAACUCGUCCAUGCCGACCAAGAUGCCCCAUCUACACUUAUCCCACCUGCCUGCAUUUGGCCCAUGUCCCUCUAAAUUACCUGCCACAUAAUAGGGUUGGUACAGGUGAGGACGUUUCUUGAUCGGCUGAUGAUUGGACAAAAGCCACAGAUGUAAAGCAGAAGGUGUGAGACAAAAGGAUUGAAUAGUUGCAAAUUGUGAAGAUACGAGGAAGGAAUGUAGGUGCAAGGGGGAAAUAAAAAUGACAAGAGUUGUUGUUUCUCUCACUAUUCUUGCUUUUUUUAUUAAUUAAAUUCCAUAGGAAUUCAUUUUUAUGUUGGAAAUUUAAUUUUUUGUGAGUCAUUUGUGAAUUUGGUAAUGGGGAAUUUCCAGUCAGCGCCACUGACGUAACUUGGGUAUACACUGUAAACAUGUUGCAGCUUCAAUAAAACAAUCGCCAAAUUCU